AUGCCCUUCAAAUCGAAAAAGGCGAAUCUUUGGUUCUGUUGUCUUAUUGCUUGCACUUGUAUGGCUGUAAAUGGUUAUGAUUCCUCUACUUUCAACGCAGCGCAGGGAUCAGUUCAUUUCAUGAACUACUUUGGCAAUCCCUCUCCAACUGCUAUCGGUUCGGUCAAUACCGCCAUGGCAGUAUGUGGUAUCAUAGCAGGCGUUUUCUUCUCAGCUCCAAAUUCCGACCGAUUCGGCCGCAGGUCGACUAUGUGGAUUGGUGCCAUAUUUGUCAUCAUCUCAACUUUCAUUUCGACAUUUACACCUCCUGCCAUUGGUGGCUUCAUCGCCAGCCGCGCCAUCACGGGUUUUGGUCAGGGAUUGAUGAUGCCAGCUGGACCGGUUUAUGUCAAUGAAAUAGCGCCGGCUAAUCUCAGAGGUACUAUCAUGAGCUUUUGGCAGCUUUUCUUUGCCGUGGGAUCUUUCGUCGCAUAUUGGAUUAACUACGGGUGCUCUAAAAAUGCCGAGAGUCUCGGAGAUUGGGAUUGGAAGAUUGUUAUGCUCCUUCAAAUCUUUUUCCCUGUUAUCAUUAUAUCGGGACUUUUCUUCUGUCCUGAGACCCCAAGAUGGUAUAUCCAGAAUGACAGAUUUGAAGAGGCUUACCAAGUCCUCCUGGAAGUUCGUGAGAACCCAGAUCUCAUUGACAAAGAGAUGGAGGAGAUACAUCAAGCCAUUUCAUUUGAAAAACGACAGACAAACGGCACUUGGGCCCGAUACAAGUUGCUAUGGACGGAUAAAUCUGUUAGAAAGCGCAUUUUCCUCGCGGCUGGCAUCAAUAUUGGACAACAGCUUACCGGCAACAACUCCCUCGCAACCUACUCUACCAUCAUUUACAAAAAGGUCUUUACUUCGAACAGCCAGAUACAGCUCAUCAACGCUUUGGCUGGAACUUUUAAUAUUCUUUUUACUCUGAAUGCCACAUGGAUGACGGAUUUCUUGGGACGAAGGCCCCUCCUCCUGAUUGGUGUUGCUGGUCUGGCAGUCUGCAUGUUUGCAGUCGCAGCCGUAGUUACCGAAACGCCGACUCUCGAAGAUGGAUCCAAGACUUCCAGCGUGGGUAUCGCGACUGUAUUCUUGAUGUUUUUGUUUGCUUUAUUCUUCAAGCCUUCUUGGGGUGCGACCGUGUGGAUAUGGACUUCGGAGAUCUUUUCCAUGAACGUUCGUGCGCAAGCCGUCGCUAUGACCACUCAGUGCCAGUCUAUCGCAAGUAUCAUCCUACAACAAAUUUUCCCCAUCUUUCUCUCUGACCAGGGAUUCUACGCUAUGUACAUGUUUGGUGCUAUCAAUGUGGUCCUCUUCAUUUUCGUUUGGUUCUGUAUCCCGGAAACCAAGGGUGUGUCUCUGGAGCAUAUGGAUGCCCUGUUUGGUGGCGUAGAUCACACGGAGGUGGGAGUUGUCAUGGUCACUGAGAAAACUGUCGACGAUGGCAAAGCUUCUGUUCAGGUCUUCGAUAUCUCUGAGGUCCCUCGGGCUAAGUCUGGUAGUCCAGUGUGA
Molecule: messenger RNA, 1533 nt
Organism: Fusarium venenatum
Lineage: Eukaryota; Fungi; Ascomycota; Sordariomycetes; Hypocreales; Nectriaceae
Product: general substrate transporter
Biological process (GO): transmembrane transport; carbohydrate transport
Cellular component (GO): membrane
Molecular function (GO): carbohydrate:proton symporter activity
Source: RefSeq, a predicted model, not a curated record